Thermochaetoides thermophila DSM 1495 is the source of this 1650-nucleotide messenger RNA. RefSeq lists its product as uncharacterized. Bases 1 to 1650 code for a protein of 549 amino acids. The record is from RefSeq and is a predicted model, not a curated record. The transcript has 3 exons. Lineage: Eukaryota; Fungi; Ascomycota; Sordariomycetes; Sordariales; Chaetomiaceae.
AUGUCGGAAAGGCGCAACAGCCUGAACCCUCCUCCUCGAAGGGAUGCCAUCGAUCCCGGGGCGCACGAUCUAGGUACUCCUCCCUCCUUCGCGCACCAUCUUCAAGAAGGGAAAGCUCACACCCUUACAGCAGAGGCCUCCGACUCAGAAGAUCACUUCACCGAUGCUCUCUCGGGGCGUGUGUCGCCUGCUGUGAUGUCGCCCAUCCCGCGCACCAGAGUCGAGAGGGUCGACGACAAGCCCGCGUACGGGGAAGUCCCCGGCACAGAGGCGUGGAAGUUGAGGCAGGAGGACGCGGAGCCGGAUGAGAUUGCUAUCAUCCCGGACCCUAGCUCUCCUGCUCCCGAGCCCGUGGCCCGGUCACCAACCCCCGGCGGGCACCCCAUCCCCAGGACGGUGGUAGAGGAGACGCCAGAUACCGAGGGUUCGGUGACGCAUCCGCACCCGAGGGAGCGGCGCAUGUCGGAUGCGAAGCCAGACGUGGUGAUCAAGCCGGAUGGCAAGAUAAUAGUGGAAGAGGGCGGAACAGCAAAUGAUACUCCAAUGCCAUCUUUGUCUCUUAGUACUCCUCCAUCACCAGCCCGCGCCAGGAGGAAAUCUUCAUCUGCGUCAAGACGCUCCCAAUUAAGCCCCCGCUUGCCAUCCGCCCCUGAUGGUCCAGCCGUUGGUGAAGAAGAGGGUCAGGAAGAGAAUCCCGAUGACGAGUUCGGUGAUGAGUUUGACGACUUUGAGGAGGGCGGGGAAGAUGGUGACUUUGGCGACUUCGACGAUGGCUUCCAGCAGGCCGAGCCCGUGGCACCGCCACCCCCUCCUUCACAACCGCAACCAACCGCUCCAGCCGCUCCGGCGCUCAACGUCCCAAUUCCCUCGUUCGAGUCUCUCGAAGCCUCAGAGAUCCUCUCCAUCUCUGAGCCUUACCUCACUGCCCUCUUCCCGCAAGCCGACCCCUCGUUUUUCCCACCCCUCCAGUCCUUCUCUCUCAAAGACAAUCCCAUCUUCUUGACCCCGCGUUCCGCAUCUCUAUGGCAGCAACUCGUCGCCCCGCCACCGCUCCAGCCGCCCGACUGGAUCCGCUCGCGUAUCCGUCGACUCUUCCUCGUCUCUCUGGGCGUGCCUGUUGACUUAGACGAAAUCCUGCCCGCAUCGUCGAAACAGAAGAAGCUCGUGCUGCCGUCACUUAACCUGCGGCGGAGCUCGUCGUCAGGGUCGUUCCAGGAGGAUAGCGAAGCGCGGAAAAGCGGCGGAGACGGUGGCGGAGCUAAGAAUAUAAAUGAAAAAGGCGAUGGCGCCGAUGGGUCGGCUGCCGGUGAUGCACCCAAUGCUGAGUGUCAGCAAAAGUCUGAGAAAAGUGCAGACGACGGGAAGCUCAAGGACAGCAAGAAGUCAGGUGCAUCUUCAACAUCCGAACCUGAGCGUCUGUUUGAUCUCAUUUCUGCCAGACAGUCAUGUCUGCUGACAGACGAGGCGCUUCACGGCAUGACAGAUGUAGAGCUGCGGGCCCACGUUGCGAGACUAGAGGCGAUGAUGGAGACAGCCCAGCGUGUGCUGACAUACUGGCAAAAGUGUACAGAUGAGAAGAUCGGUGACCGUGAAGCAUUCGAGGGUGUGAUUGAGAAUUUAGUGAAACAUGCAAGGAAGGUGAGAAAGUGA